UUACACACAUUUUUGUACGAACGGUACAGUACUAGAUAGACGGAGAUGGACGGGAGGGGAGGAUGCUGCAUCGCCCGGUAUGCCGCCGCCGGCAUCUACGAUAUGUCGAAGAUGGACCGGAUAAUGCUCAGAUUCCGGCCGAUCGCGCCGAAGCCGGCCGCGGCUGGCUCGGUUUCCCCUGGCUUCGCGCCGGAGAAUAAUAAUGAAGCGUCCGGUAAGAGUGGGCGAGGGAAGAGAAGGUACAGUCGGGAUCAUGGUUCUGGUGGUAGUGCUAAAAGGUAUGGAAAUAGGAAAAGGAAAGCCUCUUCCGAGGAAUCUGAUAAUCCGGUUCAGAAGACGAGCAGUGGCGGGGCGGUUUCUGGCGGGGAGGCGGUGGUUACGCUGCCGUUGCUGCCGGAGACGCCCGACCGGAAAGAUUGUCCUGCAAGUGGGUCUCCGAGCGACCAAAAAGGGCGGAGCGGAACGAUCUGGCUGAACUUCCGGUGCAACGAUAAAGACAAUCCUCUGGAACACGUGCCGGAUCGAAGGGUGGCGGUGCCGCCGCAGGCCCAGCUGCAGCCGGGGGCGAUCGUGACGGUGGAAUGCGUGACGGAGGCGUGGGUGGAUUCGUCCGGGCUGGGGUGCACAGACGAGGAGAGGUUGGUGAACCUGGAGUGGGACACGUGUCCAGGGUUCGUGACGGACAGGGCUGGUCGGGUGGUGUGGACGAACCGGGCGUACCGGAUGAUGGUGGGGAGCGAGAUGAUGACGUGGCUGGUGAUGAAGGAGAGGGCGGCGCCAAUAACGUUCCCGGCGUUCACGUGCAGGGUGAGGCUGCAGUACGCUUGGCGGAAGGAGAAGGUAGCGAUGCUGACGGUGCCGUGCGAUGUGUGGAGGAUGGACGAUGGAGGAUUUGCAUGGAGGCUGGACGUUAAAGCUGCCCUUUGCUUGGGUCGGUAAAAAGUUGAAGAUGAAGAAGAAUUCAAAACCCAAAAUCUAUGUCUAAAUCUAAAUCUAAAUCUAAAUCUGAUCAAUGAAACCCAGAUAAGAUUCCACGGCUCCUCGCUCGUCCGUACUAAGCCGCUAAUCCUUUUCUCUCUCUCCCUUUUUUGUUCUCUCUUUUUUUUGUGGGUAAAGAAGAGUGAGAAGCCUUAGAAGUGUAAAUAUUUUUGGCCUUCUGGGGAGUUGCGUUUUAAUUAUCUGCCUGCAGUUGCUGAACCGUGAACUAUAUAUAUAUACUUUGUUGAUCUUGAUCAUCAUCCUCAUCCUGAUCGAUAUCUCUACUGGUGUUUUAUUCUGUUAGUGUUGUAGCAAAAUUGUUAAAGAGAGUUUGCGGAAUCCAAGCUGUAGAACUUUAUUUGUGCGAA
Diospyros lotus (date-plum) is the source of this 1346-nucleotide messenger RNA. RefSeq lists its product as uncharacterized. The coding region runs from base 46 to 939 and encodes 297 amino acids. The transcript has a single exon. NCBI's taxonomy places the organism in Eukaryota, Viridiplantae, Streptophyta, Magnoliopsida, Ericales, Ebenaceae. The record is from RefSeq and is a predicted model, not a curated record.